Trichechus manatus latirostris (Florida manatee) is the source of this 1620-nucleotide messenger RNA. It is a transcript of the gene RNF25, whose product is annotated as ring finger protein 25. Gene Ontology annotation, biological process: protein ubiquitination. Lineage: Eukaryota; Metazoa; Chordata; Mammalia; Sirenia; Trichechidae. The record is from RefSeq and is a predicted model, not a curated record. Gene Ontology annotation, cellular component: nucleus. The transcript is spliced from 9 exons. Bases 102 to 1592 code for a protein of 496 amino acids. Gene Ontology annotation, molecular function: protein binding; ubiquitin protein ligase activity.
ACAAGCCGGAGAAGAGAUGGCGGCGUCUGCGUUGGCCACUGCCGUGGAGGAGGACUGGGUCCUUCCCUCUGAAGUUGAAGUGUUAGAAUCUAUCUAUCUGGAUGAACUACAAGUGGUUAAAGGAAAUGGAAGAUCUUCACCAUGGGAGAUCUACAUCACCCUACACCCUGCCACUGCAGAGGACCAGGACUCACAGUAUGUCUGCUUCAUUCUGGUGCUUCAGGUCCCAGCACAGUAUCCCAAUGAGGUGCCACAGAUCUCUAUCCGGAACCCCCGAGGACUCUCAGAUGAACAGAUCCACACAUACAUUUAUUUUCAUCUCCCAAGAUGAAUUUAAAGUGACUUACCGAGAGAAAAUAAAUUGGAUUUGGAAGCCAGGAAGAUCAAACUUGGGGGAGGGUUGGGGAUGUGGAGAAGGACUGGUUCCAAGCAAAGGGAGCAUCACCAAGACAAAUGCAUCAACACGAGUCAACAAACUGGUUUGGGGGAGUCAGUCCGGCCAAUUGACAGUGGUCGAGUGGUCAACAGGCUUGGCUUACAAUUCUUGCUCCUGCCUCUGUUUGAGCGGUGUCUUCUCUCCUCAGAAAGGGAAGGAAAUUCUCACAGAUAACAACAUUCCCCAUGGCCAGUGUGUCAUCUGCCUGUAUGGUUUCCAGGAGAAGGAGGCCUUUACCAAAACACCCUGUUACCACUACUUCCACUGCCACUGCCUUGCACGGUACAUCCAGCACAUGGAGCAAGAGCUGAAGGCUCAAGGACGGGAGCAGGAGCAGGAACGGCAGCAUGCUGCAACCCAACAGGAGGCAGUUGGCGUGCAAUGUCCAGUGUGCAGAGAGCCCCUCGUCUAUGAUCUGGCCACACUGGAAGCAGCCCCUGAGCCCCAACAACCCAUGGAGCUGUACCAGCCUGAUGCAGAGAGCUUGCGCCAGCAAGAAAAGCGCAAGCAGCUUUACCAGAGACAGCAGGAGCGGGGGGGCAUCAUUGACCUUGAGGCUGAGCGUAACCGGUACUUCAUUAGCCUCCAGCAGGCUCCUGCCCCUUUGGAACCAGAGUCAGCUGUAGAUGCCUCCAGAGGAUCCCACCCGCCCAGUGCCCUUGCCACAGAACUGUCCACCUCAUCAACUGCCCAACCCACCCUGUCAACUCUUCUGCCUGUGGCCUCCCAACACACGUGUGAGAAGAUUUCAGGGGCUGGGCCCAAUCAGCAGAGGUUGGGCAAGACCCAGAAAGCUAUGCCAGAUCCUCCCCGGGCCAGUCAAGACCCCUGGCAACCGCCUGAACGGUGGCACCUGAAGGGAGGGGAGUGUUGUGCUCCCAAAGGUACCAGUGACACUCAGGAACUGCCACCUCCUGAGGGGCCCUUCAAGGAGCCCACAGACCUAAACCAAGGGGUUCAAGGUCAUCCCCAAGAGAAGGGGCCUGGCAGCCGGCAGGGACCCCCACCCCGCAGGACUCGGGACUGUGCUCGUUGGGAGCGCUCCAAAGGUCGGACACCGGGUUCUUCCUACCCCCGCCUGCCUCGGGGUCGGGGAGUCUAUAGGCCUGCUAGUCGGAGAGAGCACCUGGGCCUGGAACCUGAGGAUGGUUCCUAGCAGUACUGUGGGUGGGGUGGGGAGUCUG